Molecule: messenger RNA, 5441 nt
Organism: Wyeomyia smithii (pitcher-plant mosquito)
Lineage: Eukaryota; Metazoa; Arthropoda; Insecta; Diptera; Culicidae
Gene: nwk
Product: protein nervous wreck
Exons: 9
Coding region: 489-3557 (1022 amino acids)
Biological process (GO): regulation of actin filament polymerization; neuromuscular synaptic transmission
Cellular component (GO): neuromuscular junction; recycling endosome
Molecular function (GO): protein binding
Source: RefSeq, a predicted model, not a curated record
ACCUGACCAUUUUCAUUCACUUUGGAAAAUUGAACAAUCGAUAUGUGUGUAACACUCGGUCGAUUGGGGUGUUUUACGUUGAGGAAUUUUGCACUUCUGUACAUUUGUGCGGUUGAGAUGAAAAAUAUGAUUAUCGGGUGCUUUUGGUAGAUUACAUAAAAGGUCAUGAGACAAUUUCACAGGAACUGAGGUACAAAUGUUGGUUCGCAGGCUUUAAAUGUGUGUUUAAAUGAAGCUUGCAGUGUAGAAAUCGGGUCGAGGAAAGGGCAAACGAAAAUUUUUAUCUUUUAUUGAUUAGGGUGCAAUAUAAAGCACGCGAGUGUCGAUUCGAAUAUUUUCAAUAGUUUAGUGAAAGCGUGAAAAAAACCCGAAAUAAUAUUCGUUCUCAAGACCCAAAAUCACUGUGCUUCGGUGGAUUGCAGCUAGAUUUUAACAUCUUAAAUCAUUUCUCCUAAACUUCUUGGUUGAAAAAAAAAAAUAAACCCAACAUGCAGCCACCCCCUCGAAAAGGAAACUACACCAAAUUUUUGAAAAAUCUCCAUUCCGAACAAUUAGCAAAACUUGCUCUGAAGAACCAAAAUGAAUGUGAACUUCUCGAGGACAUCCGUCAGUUUACGCUCAAGCGUUCAGCAAUCGAAAAAUCAUACAGCGAAGCGCUGCUCAAAAUUUCGUCGGCAUAUCUCAACAAGAAGCAGGCAUGUAUACCGGAAAUUAAAAUGGAUGGAGCAGAGGAGAAAUGGAACAUGUGGAGUGUUUGGCAAACGGUGCUGGAGGAAAACGAGAAGCUGGCACGAGCUCGUCUCGCAGCUGUAGAGGUAUUUCAACAGCAGAUUGCCGAUGAAGCGAAGCUGCUUCGUAGUAGCAAAUUGGCAAGUAGCAAAAAAGGCGUAGAACAUCUGAGUCAGGUUCAGAAGGAACUGCAACUAUCCGUACAGGACGUGGAUAAAACAAAAAAAUGUUACUUCGAUGAGGAGCAUUGUGCCCAUGAUGUUCGUGACAAGGCACGAGACAUUGAGGAAAAAUUGAAAAAGAAAAAAGGUUCGUUUUUCCAGUCGAUAACUUCUUUGCAGAAGAAUAGUGCCCGAGUGACAUCACGCAAAGAACAACUGGAGGAAAAAUCGACAGGGGCGAGGAAUGACUACAUUUUAAGUUUAGCCUCAGCUAACGCACAUCAAAACCACUACUUUACCAUUGAUCUGCAAACCACAAUGGCAACGAUGGAAAAUUAUGUUUACGAACGGGUAGCCGAUUAUUUAGCAUUGAUUGGUCGUACAGAAUUGUUGACUUGUUCGGCAACACAGAAUUCGUUUGGGAAAAUUCGUGAUCAAGCGCAGCAGUUGACGCGUGAAUACAAUCUACAGUGCUGUUACUUAUACUAUCCUGUACUUAAGCAGCACAUUCAGUACGAGUUCGAGCCGUGUGACAAUGAUCCUAUUAGAAAGAUUACUGCGGAUCAUGAUUCUGCCGCAGAGACUCUGAAUAGAGAAGGAAAGCGAUGGGCGGGACGCGUUGCACGGGAAAAUAACGUAAUUAGGGAAAAUGCUCGAAAACUUGCUGUAUGUACAGCGUUGCGGGAGGCUGGACAUCGCAACGAUCCUAACGAUCAAAAUGGGCCAGAUUUAGAAACAAAGAUCGACGAGUUCCGUGAAAACAUACGCAAAGCAGAGACUGCAAAAUGCAAGGCGGAGGCAAGGCUAGAGUGUUUACGGGCCGGAGGAAUUAGUGUCGACGAGUGGCUGCAAGAAGCGGAAACACUUAGCGUGCAAGAAAUGCCUCGAUCCGCUAGUUCGUUAUCGAUGCGUACCGAUGCUUCUGGUCAAGGGGAAAAUCCAAGUUCAGAUUCGUUCUAUGACAGUGACAAUGCUGAGCAGGAUCAACCGAUAUCUGAAUCUUCACCAGCUCCGAAACAACCAGAACCUCCGAUCGAUGAUUUCCCUGUCGAAAGUGAUGAAGACGAAGAUUUUGAAGUCGAACAAGAACGUCAGAAGAUUGAACAAAUAUCGCAUGGCUGGGACGAUCCCAUUCAGGAUUGGGGAGCAGAAGAGACUGCACCUGCUGCUUCCGCAAGUGCUGCGGCUUCUGUGUCAGCGCAACAACCGAUGGGACAAACAUUUAAGUGCACUGCACUGUAUUCUUAUACUGCACAAAAUCCGGAUGAACUGUCCAUAGUCGAGAGCGAGCAACUAGAAGUAGUCGGAGAUGGCGAUGGUGAUGGGUGGUUGCGUGCACGCAAUUACCGUGGCGAGGAAGGAUUUGUUCCUCAUAAUUACUUGGACGUCGAACGUGACACUCCAGUGGAUACACAUACACCGGCGCAGCUUUCAACACAAAUAUCUUUCUCCUCAGUUGACUAUACAGUGGACAACGAAGACCAAGAUCAAAUGCAAGAUUCCGGUCAAUCUCCUGACCAAAUUUCGGUGAUCUCUGCCCCGAGAAAGGUGCACCAAAUGUACUGUAUUGCAUUGUAUGACUAUGAUGCCACAGCAGAGGAUGAACUCACUUUUGAAGAAGGACAGAUUAUAAAACUAAUUACCAAGAGCCCCCACGGAGUAGAUGACGGAUGGUGGGAAGGUGAGUUGAACGGAAAAAUCGGUAACUUUCCCUCCUUGGUUGUGGAAGAAUGUGACGAAAAUGGGGAGCCAUUGACCGAUGCCGAGGACGAAUCUCCGCCACCAUCCGCUCCACCAACAUUUGCAGCACCUGCACCACCUCCCAUGGUUCUCCAGGAAGCAACGCCACCGGAGGGUCAAAGUCCAACUCUAGACACUAACAGUUCGGUACCGGCGAUUGAUCGUUUCGAGUUUGAAAUGGACAAUAACCAGCACGAUAAAUAUGACUCGCAGUUUUCUGCUCCCCCGCCAUCGCAGCCACCACCAGUGGUAAUAUGUGAAGAACCGGAGUCCGAAGAGAUGGAAUCUGCUCCCGAUACAACGGCAGCUACUGCUAGCGAAAGCGAGAAUCAGCUCAACUUUGCUCAAAUCAUAGUAACAGCCGCUACUCCCAUGCACGAGGACGCCGAUAAAAAAUUCCCGCCACCACCGGCUAACGAAGAAGAUGACGAUCAGGGUGAAGACAACCAGCCAGAAGAAAUCGUUGAGAAGCAGGAGCAGGAAAAGCAAGAGGUCAGUGCGAAGGAGAAGUCCAAGGCAGAGUCUCCUCCCAAAGAACAACCACAGCAGCCAAAACAGGCACCGCCAUCGAAACCACCAACUCUGCCAAAGCCUGUGAAGCCACCCUCACCACCGAAACCGGCGAAAGCUGAAUCUCCACCAAAGGAGCAGCAUAAGGUGACCUCACCACCCGUCAACGAAAUACUCGAGGAAGAAUCUGAUGAAGAAGAAUUUGCACCAGCACCCUUGGAGGAGCCAGCAGCUCCCUUUGAAGCCACAUUCGAUGCCAAAUUUGAAGCCAACUUUGCUGCUAAUUUCGAUGAUGCUUUUGGAAAUGGUCCCGCAGAAAUACCGAAGCAGGUGGUAGGCGGCAGAGCAAGCAUACCCGAGGAACUCGAACCACAUCAGUUGGCGCGUUUGCAAAAUCUCAAGGAGUCCAAUGCAUAGGCCAGUCGCUAAACAUGCUUGGGUAGAUAAGUUCCGGGUAAAGAUAAUCCAAGGCCUGUUGAAACAUUUUCAAAUUCAAUAACUUAAAUGCCGAAAAUAAAACGAUCAGUUUAGUAUAACAAAUACCAUACUUGCCGAGAAAUGCAAUCACGCUAGACAAGUCAUGAUAUGUUCGAAUCGCAAUUGUGUAAUUCAUGUAGAAAUAUUCCUUUUAGAUUUGUAUGAUAUAUGUAUGAUUGUUUGAGUAUGUACUUACAUAUAUGUUUAGCAAAUUCUACAAUCUCGACGCUAGAUGAUACAACCAUGAAUGUAAAAACGCAAUAACAUCAUUCGAAUUUGAACUGCAUUCGGUGUCAAUAUAACGAUGGUUCUCUCAGAUCAUAUCGCUAGAGAAAUUUAAGGUUUUGAACAUAGGACCAGUAACGUACAUGUAACGUGCAAUCGCCGAAAAAUGGAUUUUCUCGUGGUUUUCUCCGUAACGAGCUUGUCGCCUUCAAUUUUCCAUCGGAUGUGUAAUUGAAUCAUUACACGUAUGUGAUUUGUGAUAUUUUUUCCCAAGAAUAUGCGUUAACUUGCAUAAAAUUAUUGGUAACGAUAGUCGCAAAAUGUAUCGUCUUGAGUCGCUAGUGAGGGAUAGCACGGAAGCCAUAUAAAUGUAUUCACUCGAAAUAGGCAAUUCACAUGCUACCUGAAUCAAAUGCUUUUAUGAUGAGUUUAACCUGCUCCUUCAAUAUAUUCUCACUAGGCUAUAUAUUUAACGCUAUUGAAAUAUUCCGGUUAGAAACUAUCAACAAAAAAGCAUACCUAUGAGACACGUGUGUUAUGUAGAAGCAUAAUCCAAUGUGGUAACUAACAACUGAAUAAUAGACGAUUCUAAACAGUUGGUCGAAAAAAAGAAAACAACUAUUGCCUAUAACAAAACUAGUCUACAAUUACUUCGUUAGUAACCCACAACACAAAUAUAUGAGAAAUCCGUAUAAAAAGCAUUCUUAGCAUAUUAUGUAUGGCGCGAUCUGAAGUAAUAGUUAUGGAAAAAUAUAUUAUCACUAACCAAUUGUAGGUUUAACGACUAAUUACUGAGCAAAAGCUUUCCACGCUGUAUGGAUCACGAAUUAGCAGUAACAGAGAUUAUCUCCGAUUGCAAUACGUAUAAACUCGAUAACAACUUCGGUACAACUUGAGAAGUUAUUCAAGCGAGGGAUUCUGUUGAAUAAGUUAACAAUUUGCGCGUACUAUUUCACAACAAAAGCUGUAACUGGCUAUGCUAUACUGUUUAUGAGUUUAGUUCUAUCGACCUACUGAAAUUUGAGUUGCAGUUCAAUACUAUACCUACCUGUAGACCGUUGAAAUUGUUGAGCUGCUAUACUAUCGUAAAUAACUGAACUAGAUACAAAUCAAUAAGCUGCAAUAUCGCAAAAUUUACUGUUUUACGUAACCUUAUUAGAAAAGCCUGAAAUCGUUCUAGACUUAAACUAAUCGAAUAUGUACCUAUUCUGUGUAGCUAUCUUGAAUCUUUUUUUUUGUUUUUUUUUCAUGAGAAUAUAUUGCUCGCAGAAGCUGUAGUUAAUAAUCGAAUAUUAACCUGUAGUGUACACAUCUUCAGUAAAUGUGGAUGGCCAGUGAAACCAUCACCUUUUCGAAUAGAUAUCGGAAACAUUUUACGGUUCAUUAAUUCAAGAGUUCAUUAUUGUCACCGUUUAACGAAACAUGAAAGUUCAGGAGUGAUUGUUUUGUUAUAUCUGAUGUCAAUAUUAAAAUCUUAUAUAAUUAUUGUUAGUAUCAUUAUUAUUUUAAUGAUAUUAUAGGUAUGUAUAAUCAUAUAUUUGAUUAAAUCCUCUACACAGAAAUCAUACAGAAGAGCAAAAAUAAAUGAAUCAAACAGAA